This is a messenger RNA of Trypanosoma theileri, 1101 nucleotides long. RefSeq lists its product as uncharacterized. Bases 1 to 1101 code for a protein of 366 amino acids. NCBI's taxonomy places the organism in Eukaryota, Euglenozoa, Kinetoplastea, Trypanosomatida, Trypanosomatidae. The record is from RefSeq and is a predicted model, not a curated record. The transcript has a single exon.
AUGACUGGUGGUGUUCACGUCAGAACAGCUGCUGCUGUCCGCACCGCCGUGCUGUGGGUGUCGCUCUGUAUGCUUCUGCAGCACCUGGGCCACCACCCGCAGUUCACGGCAGAGGCGCAGGGAAGUGUUCAUUUUAACAUUCUGCGGUAUUUCACACUUCCCAACAGUAAGUUCGCUGCUUCUUUUCCUGCUGGACGUGUUGAUUUUAGUAAUUCCGUGGAAGCCUGUCGUACAUCUGGUGGAUCUCUUGUGUCGGGUCAGUCAGCUGCUGCACAAAAUGCCAUUACGGUCCAGCUGAAAGGGGCGUUGCCUAUGGGUCAGUCUCUCUCUCACACUUACAUGGGUGGGGAUGCAAUGUAUAGUGUUAACUGGGAGAAGGACCCAACGAAGCAGUGCACACGAGGGAUUCAAGGUGCUUCACUUAAAUGUAUCUACCAAUGGAACAUUGGGCUUUUUACGAGUGAAUCAGUUGACGGCCAAGGUGUUUCCUUUUACCGUGGUUCGCUUUAUUCUGUUCCCGGUGCAGGGCCAGUAAAUGGGUAUACGCCGUUCUGGCCUUCCAACUACCCUGCACACGGCCAGACCUUCAUGAUCUCUCGGUACGUUUCAGGGUCAGGUGUAUCAUCAACAUGGUAUGAUGGCUAUGGGUUGGCAUCAUCGAAUGCGGAAACACCCGCUGGGAGCUAUCUUAUCGUAUGUGAAGUUCAAGAUUCGGCUGCUGUAAAUACUACCACCCUCCCACCAAGAGAAGCACAGCCUUCAUGGAUCCAAAGUCAUUGGUACGUACCUACUAUCAUUGCUUUGGUUGUGCUGGCAGCUAUCAUUGGACUGAUUAUACUCUGUUGUUGUCUUGGUGGCCGUGACGAAGAAAAGUACCUAUAUCCAAUGGUCAUUAGAGAGGCCAGUGAUACGCCGCUACGCGCACGUGAAAUCACUGAUAACGAUGAUGAUUAUUAUAAUGAUAAUGACAGAGAUGUGUCCAUGGUUCCAUCACAACCCAUGGCAAUGGGAAAUAUUGAAUCUGCGAAUGUAUCGGUGUACUCUGGAGCAGAGAAUGAUAUUAACGACGAUGGAGAUGUGUACUCGGAGGGCAACCGAUAA